AUGUGCCAUGAUGCUAAAUGCACCAACAACAACCCAAUUAUUAAAUACAAGUCUUAUCAUUCAGGUGAUUUCAACAUUGGUGGAAUUAUUUCUCUGAUCUAUGUGAUGUCUAAUUUGAUAACUUUCAAAACAAUUCCAUCGGAAGAACUUCUUGAUGAUCCCAUUUAUUUCAUGGCAACAUGGACCUACCUGGCUUCUAUGGAGCUUCUUUCUUCACAUGACAGAUUUGUUCCCAAUUACAAAUGCAGCAUCCACCAAAACUCAAUUUGCGUUAUUGCUGGACCCAACUCUCAUAUCUCCCAGGUUAUGGCAGACAUCCUGAGCGUUUAUAAAAUUCCACAGCUCACAUAUGGCUCUGCUCCACUGAUCAAUAAUGAGAUUCAUGCAGCUUUCUUUCAUCAGAUGUUUCCGAAUGAGCACCUCCAGAUUAUGGGGAUCCUCCAGUUGCUGCUACAUUUUAAGUGGACCUGGAUUGGGCUGAUUUGUCAAGCAAAUGAGAUUGGUGAAAGAUUUCUGCGGGAAGUUCUGGUUGUGUUUUCUGAGAAAGGAAUCUGCUUCGAUUACAUUGAAGAGCUUCUAGUAGAAGUUUUUUCCAAUGGAGUGGGAGAAAAAAUGGAUACAUUUCUUAAAAUGUACGAAACCAUUAUGACAAGUUUGUCCAAUGUUGUGAUUGUAUAUUGUGAAAACCAGCUCAUGGCUCUUUUCAGAAUGAUCUCCUCUGUUUCAGAAUAUUGGGACACAAUGGUUGAGAGAAAAGACAAAGUUUGGAUUUUUCCAGCCCAGAUGGAAUCUACUUCAGUUCCAUUUCAAAGAGACUGGAGUAUGGACUACAUUCAUGGGGCUCUUUCUUUUUCAGCUUCAUCAAAAGAAUUAUUAGGUUUCAGUAGGUUUCUUCAGAUGGGAAACAGCAUUCUAGGAAAGGAAGACAGCUUGUCAAGGGUCUUUUGGGAACAAGCAUUUGGAUGUUCUUUCUCACAAGCCACAUUAAACCUCAAGUCAGAGAAAAGAUGCACUGGGGACGAGAAGCUGGAGACUCUUCCAAUGUCUGUUUUUGAAUUGAGCAUGACUGGACAAAGCUACAGUAUCUACAAUGCAGUCUAUGCUGUGGCACAUGCUCUCCAGGCCAUGCUUACAUCCCACUCCAAACACAGAGCAAUGGUCCUGGGUGGGAGACAGAACCCUCUGAAUCCUCAAGUGUGGCAGCUUCAUCACUACCUAAGAAAAGUCUCAUUUAACAACAGUGCUGGAGAAAAUAUUUUCUUUGACCAGAAUAGGAAGGUUGCAACUGGCUUUAAUAUUAUCAACUGGGUCACCUUCCCAAAUCAAUCAUUUCUUAGGAUCAAAAUUGGAAAAGUACAUCCAUCAGCUCAGCUAGAAAGCCUUCUCUCUCUAUCAGAGGAUGACAUUGUCUGGCCCAACGCUUUUAAACAGACUCAACCUUUUUCUUUAUGCAAUGAGCAUUGCUCCUUGGGGUAUAGCAAGAUCAAAAUAGAAGGGAAGCCAUUUUGCUGUUACAAAUGCCUUCAUUGUCCAGAAGGGAAAAUUGCCAAUCAGACAGAUUUAGAUGACUGUUUCCUGUGUCCUGAAGGAAACUAUCCCAACAAGAAUAGGUCGCUUUGCAUUAAAAAACUCACAUCUUUCUUGUCUUACAAAGAACCCUUGGGAACCACCUUGACCAGUGUUGCUUACUUCUUUUCUGUCAUCUCAGUUGUGGUGCUGGGGAUUUUUAUUAAACACCAGGACACUCCAAUUGUCAAAGCCAACAACAGGAGCCUGACUUAUACUCUUCUCAUUGCUCUCCUGUUCUCUUUUCUUUGCAUUUUGCUUUUCAUAGGGCAGCCUAACCAAAUAAAAUGUCUCUUGAGACAAGCUGCUUUUGGCAUCAUUUUCUCUGUGGCCCUUUCUUGCAUAUUGGGCAAAACAACCAUAGUGGUUCUUGCUUUCAUGGCCACCAAGCCAGGCUCCAAAAUAAGGAAAUGGGUAGGGAAAGGACUAGCCAACACUAUUGUGUCAUCUUGCUCUCUGGUGCAAGUCACAAUUUGCAGUGUUUGGCUGGCAAUUUCUCCCCCAUUUCCAGAUUCAGACAUGCAUUCCGUGGCUGGAGAAAUUGUCCUGGAAUGUAAUGAAGGUUCAACCAUCAUGUUUUAUAUUGUUCUAAGCUUUAUGGGAUUCUUGACCAUUAUCAGUUUCACAGUGGCGUUCCUAGCCAGGAAGUUACCAGAUAGCUUUAAUGAAGCCAAAUUUAUCACCUUCAGCAUGUUUGUUUUUUGUAGCGUUUGGGUGUCAUUUGUUCCCACCUAUCUGAGCACCAAGGGAAAAUACAUGGUAGCUGUGGAGGUCUUCUCCAUUUUGGCUUCUGCAGCAGGAUUACUGGGUUGCAUCUUUUUCCCCAAAUGUUACAUAAUUAUUCUGAGGCCUGAUUUGAACAGAAAGGAGCAGCUGAUGAAGUAA
Pantherophis guttatus is the source of this 2451-nucleotide messenger RNA. NCBI's taxonomy places the organism in Eukaryota, Metazoa, Chordata, Lepidosauria, Squamata, Colubridae. The record is from RefSeq and is a predicted model, not a curated record.